AUGGCUGAAUCAAAGAAACCUGGUGAUUUAAUGAGCAUUUUCAUUCAAAAGGCUAUAGACUGUCACAUAAAAACCAUUGAAUCAAGAUUUAUCAUCAUCGCAGUUCACGACGAUGAAGAGAAAUCUAAAACUUUGAAGAGUGUAACAACAGCAAGCCAUGAAAAUUCUAUUCGAAACGCAUAUGUUUUUGAUAACGUCGAUGAAUGUUUCGAGUUUAUUAUAGACAAAGUCUCUUUGGAUCCACUUAUUACAAUCGUUAUCUUGGUCGGAGGUGGAUUAGUAUGUGAUCUUGUAUCUACAACUCAUACAUGUUCACAGGUUUCUUCAAUUAUCAUCAUGAGCAAACCGCCAUUCAAAGUUGAAGAACAUGAAUUAAUGAAAACAUAUGAUAAGGUCAAAUGUAUGGCAGAUAUUGAAGUCAAUGAGAAAAUAUGUUAUUUAGACCAAUUUUCGAGCACUCACGUAAUACAACAAACAAAAUUCAGCGAACCAUUAUCUUAUGAACUGGUAAACAACAAAGAAACCGACAAAGAGACACCGCAAUAUGAAGAGCCUAUCGAACGCUCGUGUAAGCAAAUCAAUGGUGAUCUAUUCCUUCGUUUUUACCUACUUAUGUGUUUACGAAAUGUUCCACCGUUUCCAUCUGACAAAAGUGAUCUUAUAAAACUAUUUGAAACCAACAAUUGGGCUGCUCCAUCAGCUAUUAAAACAUUUCAAGAAACAUACUUGCCAAAUAAUGCAAUAUUAUAUUACACUAAAGAGUCAUUUAUUUUUCACUCACUCAAUAAGGCAUUGCGUACAAGAAACACUCAUCAUCUCUUAUCAUUUCGUUUUAUUUUUCAAGAUAUUUGUGACCAGAUGAAUGAAUUAAAUGCACAAGAUGAAGAUAAUCAAACAAUAAUUGUAUAUCGAGGACAAAUCGCCAAUUCGUAUGAGAUGGCAGAUUUGUUUCUAGCUUACUGUCAAAAAUCUGCUAUUAUGACUACAGCCUUCUUUUCAACAUCGAAGAAUAAAGAACAGGCUCUUGGUUUUAUAUUCAGUUCAAUUGGUGGACUGUUUGGUACCGAUCCUUCAGUAAUUCUUUUCAAAAUUACUGCACGAAAACAAGAUGCACUGUCCUACUUUCCAUUUGCUGACAUAUCGAAGGUCAGUCAAUUUCCAAAAGAAAAAGAAGUCUUGUUCGCUCCAGGUCAAUUGUUCAACAUUGAUAACUUUGAUAUUAUCUUUGAGAAUAAUAGAACAAUAUUCGUAUUCGAAAUGACAUUGAAGAAUGAAUCUGAGAAAAUUCCUGCUACACUAAAAUCUAUAUGGCGUUCGCAGACGAAUCCGCUGCUUUUUCUUGGUAAGCUUCUUACUGAAAAUCAACUAUAUAAUGAAGCAAAUGAAUUAUACAAUCGAUUGCUUUUCGAAUACGACGAUCUAGAUGAAAAAUAUGCCUGCUACCAUGGUUUAUAUGGUGUCGCUUUGGCUCAGGGUGACGAAAAUAGAGCUAUGAUUCUAGACCAAAAAAUGACACAAUUAAAGUUUGGCAUUCAACUACCUUCUACAGACUUUGUUUACGAAUCAAUCGGCAGAGAAGAUAGUGCAAAAAUUUCUGCAGCUACCGAGAAAGUAAAAAAGGCAUGCUCUCAAAUGUCUAUCAAUAGACCAUUCAACCAACUUAUCCCUUAUAUUAUGGGUACGGAAUUUCUUAAUGAUGUAAAUCAGAUUUUGGAUUCAGUAUAUCCCAUGGUGAAUCUUUUAAUAAAAAAUGGAGUAUAUGAUCAAGCAAUCAUAAUUCUAGAGAAGAAUCUAAGUUACCUGCAGCUAUUCAAUAGUACUCCAUCUGAUCCAUGUUUUAUACCCAGAUGUUACAUGCAACUCGGUCAUUGCUAUCGUGAACUAAAAUUAAACGAAAAAGCGGUAAAAAAUUAUGAAUUGGCAUUAGAACAAGAUAUCCGUUUACCAUUUGAUGAAUACAUCGAAACAUUAAUUCGUAUUGGUAUGGUAUGGGAAGCCAUGAAAAAUUUUGAACAAGCUUUAAACAGAUAUAUCGAAGUGGCGGAAAUUUAUCAGAGAGAUUCGAUCAUCAGUGAUCCAGGAAAGAUUCAGUUUAUUGAAGAAUGCAUUAAACGCGUUACAGACAAUUGUACUAAAGUGGACUGA
Rotaria socialis is the source of this 2145-nucleotide messenger RNA. The record is from the annotation of a GenBank genome assembly. NCBI's taxonomy places the organism in Eukaryota, Metazoa, Rotifera, Eurotatoria, Philodinida, Philodinidae.